AUGGCAACUCUGAGUUUGAAGGCAGCUCAGAGAUAUUCUGUUCCAGACUGGUUCUCCAACAAUAACCAGAUCUCAACCAAUUCAGAAAGACAACGUUAUAUGUCGCAUCAGAUCCGCCAGGAAGGUCGGGCCCUACGGAAUGAAACUAACAACCAGACUAAAUGGGACCAAGAAGAUAACAGCACCAGACUCGCUGAACGUAUGGAUGAGGUGGAGCGGUGGAAAGAUGUUCUAGAGAACACUCUUUGUGACAUUAACGUUGAGAUCGAUGCUUUAACCAAAAGUAAGGAGGAAGCAGAACGUGCUUUAGAAGCUAAGAAUCUGAACCUGGAUGUUGUCAUUGAGAAUCUGACCUUACGGGAAGGACGGCAAGACAUUGAUCUUGUGACGGACCAAGUGCACGAACAGCUUCUUAAGGAAGUUGAGGUGAUCGAAGGCUCAAAGAAAGCGCUUCAGCAGAAAAUCACUGAAGCCUUUGAACAGCUCUGUUUGUUAAUGGAAGCUCGUCAACAGCUGAUCUUUGAUAUCAGCAAUAAAAAGGAAGCUUUGAAAAUUGAUGAAGUUGCCUUGUCACUCAACAAUAAUUCCCCAAACAUUUCGUUCAAACCAAACCCACUACGCAUCCCUCCAGGAUCCACCACGAAACAGCAAUGGGAUAUGUUCAGUCGAUACAACAAGGAUCGUGCAGAAGCAGAGAUGAAAGCCUCAACCAGUCUCCGUGAAGCAAUUUCUGCCACUAUUAAAUACACUGAUAAUGAAAUAGAGGCACAGCGAGUUGCCACUGACUUUGCCUUCAGGAAGAGAAUCCAUGAGUUUGAACAGGCGCUUAGUGAAUUGAAAUGGCAGGAGAAAAAUAUCUUGGAGGACAUCGCAGAUCUUGAGGAAGAUAUUCGACAUCUUGAAGCAGAUCUUCGAGCUAAGGCAGCUCCUUUGAAGGUGGCUCAUACGAGACUUGAAACUCGUACCUACAGACCUAAUGUUGAUCUCACCAGAGAUGAAGCACAGUAUGGACUGGUGGAUGAGGUUCAUCAGUUGGAGGGCACCAUCGAUGCACUCAAACAGAAGCUUGCCCAAUCUCAGGAUGCUUUGACUUCACUGCAAAAACAACUUGCACGAAUACAAGAGGAUAUCGGCUUCAAGACUCAUUCAUUGUGUCUUGAUAAACAUAGCAUGGAUGUUAGAGCAAAACUAACCACUCCACCUGAGAAAUAUGUGUCAAAGACAGAUAGCUUUCCCCGCACGCCCAACCGACAACUAUCAGAAAUCAAAUGCAGGCAACUUGAAUUAUUAUAA
Hemiscyllium ocellatum (epaulette shark) is the source of this 1293-nucleotide messenger RNA. RefSeq names its product tektin 2 (testicular) (gene tekt2). Gene Ontology annotation, biological process: cilium movement involved in cell motility; cilium assembly. The transcript is spliced from 9 exons. The record is from RefSeq and is a predicted model, not a curated record. Gene Ontology annotation, cellular component: nucleus; microtubule cytoskeleton. Bases 1 to 1293 code for a protein of 430 amino acids. Lineage: Eukaryota; Metazoa; Chordata; Chondrichthyes; Orectolobiformes; Hemiscylliidae.